Molecule: messenger RNA, 2124 nt
Organism: Hipposideros armiger (great roundleaf bat)
Lineage: Eukaryota; Metazoa; Chordata; Mammalia; Chiroptera; Hipposideridae
Gene: SLCO6A1
Product: solute carrier organic anion transporter family member 6A1
Exons: 13
Coding region: 1-2124 (707 amino acids)
Biological process (GO): sodium-independent organic anion transport; transmembrane transport
Cellular component (GO): basolateral plasma membrane
Molecular function (GO): protein binding
Source: RefSeq, a predicted model, not a curated record
AUGCGGAAAGCCCGAGCAAAGGUGGAGCCUCUGGCCGCACGGGCCCAGCGCACCAUGAGAGCUGGGCCUGGGGAGGCUGAGGAGGCCAGGAAAUCCAGGAAAAAACCCUGGUAUAUAAGGAUAAUUACCCUGAUCAAGUUCAGAAAUUUCGGAAAAAAGAAAAGAGACAAGGCUGGGGGGAUAACCUCCAUGACGGAGAAGCCACAAGUACGGAAUGAACAGUUGGAGGGGCCCUGUGGUUUGGGCUGUAUAGUCAUUCGCAGCUGUCAGCGUUUUAAUAACAUCCAUUGCUUCCUAAUUUUCUACUGCACCCUGGUAAUCUCUCAAGGCAUUGUGUUUGGUCUUGUAGAUCUCAGCAUUGACACAUUACGGAGGAGCAAUCAUCUGGAAAACAUUGAGAGUAUGGUGUUGUCAUCAAGUUAUGAUAUUUCAUCUUGCCUGGUGGUCCUGUUUAUAACAUACUAUGGAGGGAGAGGAAACAUACCAAGAUGGAUUACAGCAUCCUCCUUUUUGAUAGGAUUUGGAUCACUUUUAUUUGCUUUUCCAUUCUUUCAUGGUAAAAAUUAUCAAUUGACUGUAGAAACUGAAGAUAUUUGCAAAGAAUUGAAGACUAUGAGAACUUGCAAGAAAUCCAUUUCAUCCCAAUCAAAAUAUGUGUCUUUCUUCAUCCUUGGGCAGACUGUGCAGGGAAUAGCAGGAAUGUCUCUUUAUGGCCUUGGAACAUGUUUUCUUGAUGAUAGCGUUGCCACAUAUUCAGCUGGUAUUUAUCUAGGCAUUGUGGACGCUUCGCUAAUAAUUGGGUAUGCUUUGGGUUAUGCGAUAGGAGCACCCCUGGUUAAGCCCUCUGUGAAUAGUACUUUUGAUAAAAGCAUUGGAGAUAGUAAUAAUGAAUACUGGCUGCAGACGUGGUGGAUUCGUUUUGUUUUUGUCUCAAUAAUUGCGUGGUCUACAUUAAUACCACUGUCCUGUUUUCCACGCCAUAUACAAGGUACAGAAAGGAUAAAGGCUCGGAAACAGAAAAGGCCGCAUUUUUUGGGCAGAAAGUAUAAAGAUAAGGAAUUUGAAACUAGUAUCCGAGAUUUAUUUGCUUCUGUUUGGGUUUUGAUGAAGUCUCCAAUGUUUGUGUGCCUAUCUCUGACCAGAGCUUCAGAAUCUUUAGUUUUGGUUGGAGCCGCUGAAUUUUUGCCUAUAUAUCUAGAACAUCAGUUUUUCUUAACACCCACUGAGGCAACUAUACUUUCAGGACUUGUGUUAAUUCCAGGAGCGGCACUUGGCCAGCUUCUGGGAGGCAUCAUUGUUUCCAAGUUACAUAUGUAUUGUAAAGGCCAUAUGACAUUUGUAAUAGUUACAUCUGCUAUAUCGCUUAUACCGGUUCUGUUUAUCAUUUUUGUACAUUGUAAUCCAAUACCAUUUGCUGGGAUCAAUGAAGAUUAUGGCGGAACAGGACAGUUGGGAAACCUGACGGCUCCUUGCAAUUCUCACUGUAGAUGCUCAUCUUCAUUAUAUUCUGCUGUAUGUGGAAGAGAUGAUAUUGGAUAUUUUUCUCCUUGCUUUGCAGGCUGUACAUAUUCUAAAACAUUCAAUGAUGAUAAGACAUACUUCAAUUGUUCUUGCAUUAAUGAAGGAUUAACAACCUCAGAUGAUCAGGGUGAUUUUAUUGAUGCUAGACCUGGGACAUGUGAUGCAAAAUGCUAUAAAUUACCUUUGUUCCUUGUUUUAACCUUUUCUACGAUUGUAUUUUCUUGUUUUUCUGAAAUACCAAUCAUCCUGACCAUCCUUCGGACUGUAUCUGACAAACAGCGUUCUCUGGCCCUGGGUAUGACCUAUGUGAUUUUGAGAGUAUUUGGAAGUAUACCUGGACCAAUAGUUUUUAAAAUGAUUGGAGAAACUUCUUGUACCUUUUGGGGUACUGAAGGCUGUGGCAAAACAGGAAGUUGCUGGUUCUAUAACACAACAAAAAUGGCCUACCUAUUUUUAGGAAUAUGUUUUCUUUGCAAAGUGUUCACUAUCAUCUUCACUGCCAUUGCAUUUGGCCUGUACAAAUGUUUACUAAAGGAAAGCAAUAACAUCAUGCCGAUACCUUUGAAGAAUCUAAAAGAGAAAAAAAAAAGAAUUGAUUUAUAA